AUGUACUUUGACGGUGCCCUCAACCUCGACGGCGCCGGUGCAGGCAUCCUCUUCAUCUCCCCGAGAGGUGAGCAACUAAAGUAUGUCCUACAGCUACUCUUCAAGGCCACCAACAAUGCGGCCGAGUACGAGGCCCUCAUCCACGGUCUCAGGAUCGCGGCCUCCCUUGGCAUCAAAAGUCUCAUCACCUACGGCGACUCCAAAGUCGUCAUCCAGCAAGUAAACAAGGAUUGGGACUGCACUCAGGAGAAGAUGGACGCCUACUGCAAGGAGAUACGCAAGCUAGAGGCCCACUUCUACGGCCUGGAAUUCCACCACGUCCUCCGGGACUACAACGUGGCAGCCGACGUACUCUUCAAACUGGGCUCCAAGCGGGCACUCAUCCCAGCUGGAGUCUUCGUGCAGGCUCUCAACUCCCCCACUGUCAAGAUCGAGGAGGAACCUCCCACCAAGCCUGACCUAGCGCCAGCCCUAGGCCAGGAAGUACUAGUCACCGAUCCAGAUUGGCGAGCCCCGGUACUCGACUUCAUCAUCAACAACAAGGUGCACGAGCGACUCGCCCGCCGAGCCGCAAACUAUGUCGUCAUCGGAACCGAGUUAUUCAGGCACUCGGCCUCCUGGGGAACACUUUCCAUGUGCAUCUCCCAGCAAGAUGGAGUCUGA
This is a messenger RNA of Panicum virgatum (switchgrass), 663 nucleotides long. RefSeq lists its product as uncharacterized. The coding region runs from base 1 to 663 and encodes 220 amino acids. The transcript has a single exon. The record is from RefSeq and is a predicted model, not a curated record. Gene Ontology annotation, molecular function: nucleic acid binding; RNA-DNA hybrid ribonuclease activity. Lineage: Eukaryota; Viridiplantae; Streptophyta; Magnoliopsida; Poales; Poaceae.